CAUCAAAUCUGCGUGUUUCCAUAUAAACGGAGCUCCUCGUUUCCGUGUUCCCCAGAAUCGUCCACAUUCACGUAAACCAAACACCUGAAGACCUCUCUCUCUCUCUCUCGCUCGUUUUUUUCGUUUCGUUUCGUUUCAGUAUUCAAUGGUGAUGGAGGAAACGGAGAGCUGUGGGAGUAGGGCGCACGACACGUUGGCGUCGUCGCCGGCGCGGACUCGGCAGCAGAGGCAGAAGCUUGAGGUUUAUAGUGAGGUUCUCCGUCGCCUCAAGGAUUCGGAAAAUACGGAGACCACCCAACCUGGCUUCGAAGCCCAGCUUUGGGCUCACUUCAAUCGCCUCCCCGCUCGGUAUGCGCUGGAUAUGAAUGUACAGAGGCCAGAAGAUGUUCUUAUGCAUAAGAGAUUGCUGCAUUUGGCUCACGAUCCCACAAAUAGCCCUGCGAUUGAAGUCCGCCUUGUGCAGGUUCAUUCAGCUUCUGAUGGGAAUCAGCUGGAUUCUGUACAUUCAGAUUUUCCUGGUGAAGAAGCUGCCCAGAGUUCUCUAAACUGCUCUAUCAGAAAAGGCAUACAUCCACCUCCUGCCUUUGGUUCAUCUCCUAACCUUGAAGCACUUGCACUUGAAGCAAAUACCUCUCAUGCUCAAGAUGAGGAACAUUCUGUACAUGCCAGUGCCUGGUUGUCUCAGCCCAUGCAUGAAAUCACCUUCUCAUCAGAUGACAAGCCCAAACUCCUUAGUCAGCUGACUUCCUUGCUUGCUGAGAUGGGACUAAACAUCCAAGAGGCACAUGCUUUUUCAACAGUAGAUGGUUAUUCCUUAGAUGUCUUUGUUGUUGAUGGUUGGCCUCAUGAGGACACGAAGCAGCUUAAAACUACUCUGGAAAGGGAAAUCUUGAAAAUUGAGUGGCAGGCUUGGCCAAAUGCUCGAUCAUCACCUCCUGUUAGUGAGCUUGAUCAAACAGUUAUCAAAUGUGAAUCUGAUUAUUUGAAAAUACCUAAUGAUGGGAUUGAUGUAUGGGAGAUUGAUCCUGAGCACUUGAAAUUUGGAAACAAAAUUGCAUCUGGGUCAUACGGUAAUCUGUACAAAGGUACGUACUGUAGUCAGGAAGUGGCUAUCAAAGUUCUCAAGCAAGAGCAUGUGGAUUCAGAUAUGCAGAGAGAGUUUGCACAGGAAGUCUUUAUUAUGAGGAAAGUUCGACAUAAGAAUGUUGUACAAUUCAUAGGUGCAUGUACCAAGCCUCCAAGCUUGUGCAUUGUAACAGAGUUUAUGUCUGGCGGAAGUGUCUAUGACUAUUUGCAUAAACAAAAGGGUGUUUUCAAACUUCCGUCCUUGGUCAAAGUAGCAAUUGAUGUUUCCAAGGGAAUGAACUACUUGCACGAAAAUAAUAUAAUCCACAGAGAUUUGAAGGCUGCUAAUCUUUUAAUGGACGAAAAUGACGUUGUUAAGGUAGGUGAUUUUGGUGUUGCAAGAGUAAAAGCUCAGUCUGGGGUUAUGACUGCAGAAACUGGGACAUAUCGGUGGAUGGCUCCUGAGGUUAUAGAACACAAGCCAUAUGAUCAUAAGGCUGACGUUUUUAGUUUUGGAGUUGUGUUAUGGGAGUUGCUUACUGGAAAGCUCCCAUAUGAAUACUUAACCCCAUUGCAAGCUGCUGUUGGAGUGGUUCAAAAGGGUUUACGGCCUACCAUCCCAAAGCACGCCCACCCAAAGCUUGUGGAGCUGCUUGAGAGAUGCUGGCAGCAAGAUCCGGCACUAAGACCGGACUUCUCUGAAGUUAUAGAGAUCCUGCAGCAAACAGCCAAGGAGGUUGGGGACGAAGGAGAGGAACGGCGCAAGGAUAAGUCAUCCAGAGGGUUCCUAUCUGUUCUUAGACGGGGCUAUCACCAGUGAAGAGAGGUACAUAGAAAUUAUUGUGCAGACACUUAUUGUCACAUUAUUCAUCGGUAUGUACAGUAUAUUCUCCGCAUUAUCCUUUUUU
Molecule: messenger RNA, 1973 nt
Organism: Juglans microcarpa x Juglans regia
Lineage: Eukaryota; Viridiplantae; Streptophyta; Magnoliopsida; Fagales; Juglandaceae
Product: serine/threonine-protein kinase STY46-like
Exons: 16
Coding region: 146-1885 (579 amino acids)
Biological process (GO): protein phosphorylation
Molecular function (GO): ATP binding; protein kinase activity
Source: RefSeq, a predicted model, not a curated record